Triticum urartu is the source of this 1698-nucleotide messenger RNA. NCBI's taxonomy places the organism in Eukaryota, Viridiplantae, Streptophyta, Magnoliopsida, Poales, Poaceae. The record is from RefSeq and is a predicted model, not a curated record.
GGCCACCCGUGGCCGGAGUGGGCCGACUUCCUCGAGAAGCUGCGGGCAAAGGGGUACUUCGUGCGGCCCCCUCUCGCCUCCGGCGCCCCCGUGGGCGAGGAGGUGGCGGCGGAUGCCGUGGGCAAGCCCGACUACCCCUUCAGGGACCAGAACAGGGUGAAGAACGCGUGCCUCAACUUCGCGCGCGAGCGCUUCGAUCUUCUCAGCUCUCUUCCCAAGAAGGAUAUUCAAGCUAUUGUCGAGUGUGGUUGUCCUAAUAUCUUCCGAAAGGCUGUCAGUUCUGCAAAAAGGCUGAGAGAAUUUGUGCAGGUUGACGAAGGAGAUGCAUGCAGUGUUUGCAAAUUACGUGGAUCUUGUGAUAAGGCUUAUGUCAUUCCAAAAGCUGAGGAAGCAGCUCGUACCGUUGAUGUUGUGCGCAUACUGCUAACUUAUGCAAUAGAUCCAGCCACCCUAUCUGGAGAAAAUUCUGUUGGUGGGGGUGUGCAAGAAUCUGCAAGGAAGCUUCUCUCAGAUCUGACUAUGCUUUGUGACACAACAAUUGAUCCAUCUCUUCCUAAACCUGUAAUUCACACUUAUAGCAAGCAGGAUUCAUCAACCAAACCUGACAAGGGCAAACAAUCAUCUAGGGUAUUUGCUGGAAAGGGCAGAGAAACGGCUGUGACUGAAAUGAAGAAGGGUGACUGGCUUUGCUCGAACUGCAACUUCUUAAAUUUUGCUCGAAAUCGUCAGUGUCUCGAAUGCAAAGUAGAUGGACCAAAGAAGAUAGAAGCAGCCACCAGUGAAAUGAAAAUGGGAGAUUGGAUCUGUCCAGGGUGCGCUUUUAUGAACUUCUCUCGCAAUAAGAUGUGUUUUAAAUGUGAAGGACAACGGCCAAAGAGGCAGCUCAACCCUGGAGAGUGGGAAUGCCCCUCAUGUGAUUUUGUUAACUUCCGACGGAACCAGGAGUGCAAAAAAUGCAGCCAUGACCGCCCCGAAGACGAUACCCAGGAUAAUAAGCUCGGAUACGAUGUGUGGAGGAACACCAAGGGAGCUGGCAAGGAUAGAAGCUUUAACUCUGUUCAUCAGGGAGACGACGACGGCGAUGAAGAGGGGUUGCCAUACAAGGGGGAGGACCGCAGGCAUGUAGCGAGCAGAAGGGCGUCACCAGCCCGGAGGGAGUUCGCGGGCAAGAGUAGGAACCAUGGCGACGAAGACAAUGCCUUGCCAUACGAGGGGGGAGACAGGCGUGUGUCGAGCAGAAGGGCCUCACCAGCCCGGAAGGGAUUCGCGAAGAACGACGAUGGCGAUGAGGAUGUCGAAUUCGAUGUCUCGCCAUAUGAUGGGGAGCGCAAGCAUGGAUCGAGCAGAAGGGCGGCGACAGGUCGGAGGGGAUUCACCAAGGAUGAAGACGACGUGUUGCCGUACGAAGGGGCGCGCAAGCAUGUGGUAAGCAGAAGGGCGACCCCAUCCCAGAGGAGAUUCACUGCCGCUAGAGGAGAAUAGGCAGUAGUUAUACACCAUUGAUGCGUUUUCUUGUACUUAGCAGAUAUGAUACCGUAUUGCGCAUAUUUUAGCUGAGCACAAGUCACGAAAUAAUUGCAAUUUUGGCAAAUUACUUCCCUUCUUGGAAUUUAGAAACAAUAUUGACAGCCUCAUGUAUACACUUCUGAUGUGUGAGUUAAUCUGAGUAGUUAAAAACAGCUGUUUCUUGGCGAGGUA